This is a messenger RNA of Suncus etruscus (white-toothed pygmy shrew), 1806 nucleotides long. RefSeq names its product serpin A12-like. Gene Ontology annotation, molecular function: serine-type endopeptidase inhibitor activity. The record is from RefSeq and is a predicted model, not a curated record. The transcript is spliced from 5 exons. Gene Ontology annotation, biological process: negative regulation of endopeptidase activity. NCBI's taxonomy places the organism in Eukaryota, Metazoa, Chordata, Mammalia, Eulipotyphla, Soricidae. The coding region runs from base 87 to 1736 and encodes 549 amino acids.
GCUCUCAAGCUCUACCACCUGAUCACAAGCCAGAAGCCCAGAAAAAUGUAUUUUUCUCCCCGCUGAGCAUCUCAGCAGCCAUUGCCAUGCUCUCGCUGGGGGCUGGCUCAUUUACCUGCACCCAGAUGCUCCAGGCGCUGGCCUUCAACCUCACUGAGCUGUCUGAGGCUGACACCCACCAGGGCUUCCAGGACCUCCUGCGCACGCUGAACCUCCCCAGCAACAGCUCAUGCACCAACAUGGGCAGUGCCUUGUUCCUGAGUGAUGGACUCCAGCCCCAGCAGAAAUUCCUUGCAGACACCAAGGAGUUUUAUGAGUCCAGAAUCUUCCAGGUCAACUUCAGGAACACAGAUGACACAACAAAGCUGAUCAAUGACCACGUCAGUAAUGAAACUCAAGGCAAAAUCACAAACUUGUUGUCUGGGCUCAGUGAAAAUACAUUGAUGGUGUUGAUUAAUUAUAUCUACUUCCAAGGAAACUCUCCAAAGACAAUGAAUCCCAUACUGGUCCUGGGCCUCCUGCUGGCCAGUCUCCUGACUGGGAAAGGUUUGGUGCAGGCUGGCUUCUCUCCAAAGUUUCUGAAUACUGGGAGAUGGGCAAAGAAAGGACAAGAGUCUGCCCAGGACUUGAACCGACGUAACACAGACUUCAGCUUCAAGCUCUUUAAGAAGUUGUCCUCCCGCAACCCCUCCACCAAUAUCUUCAUUUCCCCAAUAAGCAUCUCCACGGCCUUUGCCAUGCUGUCUCUAGGGGCAGAGGACUCAACACUGGCUGAGAUUAAGGAGGGCUUUAACUUUCAGGGUCUGCCUGAUCAGACCCUACAUGAGAACUUCAAAGAUCUUAUCCAAGGGCUCAAACAGGCCCACCAGGACCACAUCCUGGAGCUCGAGAAUGCCUUGUUUAUAGAUGAGAAGUUGCAGCCCCAGAAGAAAUUUCUGACCAAUGCCAAGAAACUAUAUGGUGCUGAAACCAUCACCACCAACUUCCAGAAUCUGGAAGGUGCCCGCAGAAAAAUCAAUGACUUCAUCAGUCAGAAAACACGGGGCAACAUCAAAGAUCUGAUCCGUCAUAUAGCACCUGGAACCGUGAUGAUCCUCACCAACUGCCUUUUCUUUCAAGGCAGGUGGCAGCAGGAAUUCAACCCCAAAGCCACAAAGGAGGAGGAUUUCCUUCUGGAUGGGGACCGGCCAGUGAAGGUGUCCAUGAUGCACCAUACGGGCAUGUAUGAGGUGGGCCGGGAUGACCAGCUGUCCUGCUCCAUCCUGAACAUGCCCUUCCAGGGCGACAUUUCAGCUUUCUUCAUCCUGCCUGACAAGGGCAAGAUGCAGCAGGUAGAGGAGGCCUUGAAUGCCGACACCUUUGGUCGAUGGAGAAACUUGAUGAGCCGCAGGGUCACAAAAGUGUCUAUGCCUCGGUUCUCCAUUUCGGGCACCUACAACCUGAAAAAGACACUCUCCUAUAUGGGAAUCCACAGAGUCUUCGAGGAACACGGGGACUUCACCAGGAUUUCCCCUCAUCAAAACCUAAAGAUUGGUGAGGCUGUGCACCAGGCAAAGCUGAAGAUGGAUGAGCAAGGUGCUGAGGCGGCUGCAGGCUCGGGUGCACAGACUCUGCCCAUGGAGAAGCCUAUAUCCAUGACUAUGAAUAAGCCAUUUCUGAUGAUGAUCAACACCAUCAAGAGGAACACAACCUCCAUCUACUUCCUGGGGAAGCUGUCUGACCCCUCUGAGAAAUAAGGAAUAAUGGCCCACUCCACUGCAGGGCUGCAACCUUCCAUCUCCUGGGAUGGGGAGCACUGGGCUUUCC